AUGGCGGUAGUAUGGUAUCCUAAAAUAACCUCUACGAAUAAAACUCAAUUAAAUUAUUGGAUUCAUGCAAGGAAUGAUAAUUAUACUUUUAUUAUCAGCACCGAUACUGGUUUAAUUCGCCUAGCUCAUCCACUUCAUUACGAUCAACAAAGCCGAUAUACAUUGCAUAUAUCAACGACAAAUGGCUACCAAGUAGCCAAGUGUACGAUUGAAAUUUUUGUUCGUAAUGUUAAUCACUAUUGGCCCCGAUUUCUACAGCGUCAAUAUCAAGCAAUUGUUUCACUCACGACACCAAUUGGUUUUACAGUGUUAAUGUUGAGAGCUAUUGAUAAAGAUCUAACGGAGAAAGUAACUUAUUCACUGGAUGAUCAUACACCUGAUGUUAUUCGAGAGUAUUUUAAUAUCGAGAAAGAUACUGGUCGAGUAAUAUUAAUGAAACAAAUCUUGCCUUAUCAACAACAGCAACAAUUUACAUUUACUGUUAUAGCUUCCGAUAAUGGCCAACCACAGCAUGAAGAUGCUACACGAAUAUUGAUACUUGUUCAUGAUAAUAGUUCAGAAGGAACUUAUUUAAAAUUUGCUCAAUCACACUACACAUUUCAAGUUCCUGAAGAAACAAAGAUUGGUUUACCGGUCGGACAAGUUGUUGCAUUAGUUACUUCGACCUCUCAUUACUCGUUAUUACCAUCGCCUGCUAUAAAAUAUCGAAUUGUUAACAAUGAAAGUGAUUCAACAUUUUGUAUCCAUGAAAAUACUGGAAUGCUUUAUGUAAAUAAAGCACUAGCUUUUAAUACUAUUAGAAAUAAUGAAACAAUUUUAAAUUAUCGCUUUAUUGUGAUGGCAUCAAUCUUUUCUGAAAUUAAUAUUACUGUUCAAGUUACUGUUUCGCCGGCAAUCCUCUCCCAUAAUCAUGUGCGACCACGAUUUCAACAGCGAUAUUAUACAAGUUAUGUCAAAGAAGCGCAACCAGUUAAUACAUACGUAACUCAGCUAUCGCUUGUUCAACCACAAUUGAUAUCUUAUUCAAUUGUAAAUCAAACUAUCAAUACUAAAGAUAUUCCUUUUCAUAUUGAUCCAUUAACUGGAAUUGUUAGAACUUCAGUUCCAUUGAAUAUACGAAAGAUGCACCGCUAUACAUUAGGAAUUGCUGCUCAAGGGAUAAAUCAACUACAGGAUCAAUGCAUACUUGAAAUAUAUGUGCAAGAUAUAAAUAAUCACCAUCCUGUUUUUAUUAAUCAAAGUUAUUUUGUGGGAGUAAUUCAAGAAGAAGUGCCACUAGGGAGUUUAGUUUAUCCCUUUAAACCUUCAACAUCAAUUGCAAUGAAUCCUACAUCGAGACCGUUACAUGUCGUAGCUACUGAUGAUGAUUUUGGACAAAAUGGAAAUGUUAGCUAUAAAAUUGUUUAUCCAUUAGAUCACUCUCCAUUUCGAAUUAACGAUGAUGGAACUAUUCAAACGCGUCAACGAAUUAAUUUUGAAAAUCAGAAAAGCUAUACCUUGUUAAUUACGGCAUAUGAUCAUGGAACACCUGUCCGCUAUUACAGCCGAAGACCUGCUAAAGUUAUUAUUCAUAUCACCGAUAUUCAUGAUCAACCUCCAGUAUUUUUACAUAAUCCAUAUCAGUUUCAGUUAUACACACCAACUUAUGCAGGUGUAACAGUAGGCAGAGUAAGCGCACAAUCUCAUGGUUAUGGAGCUCAACCUGUAAGAUAUUCCAUUAUGACAAGUAACCAUUCUAAUUUUGAAAUUAAUGCUCAAAGUGGACAUGUUAAAGUUGCAAUCCAAAAUCAAUUACGUCGUGGCACUUAUGAAUUAGAUAUACUAGCAUACGAUCAAAUCUAUCGUACUUUGGGCAAAGUAUAUAUUCAUGUCUUACCUUUAAAAUCCACAUUAAGAUUUCAUCAAUCAAUGUAUAGAGUAAAACUUAUGGAGAACCAAACUACCAUUCAAUCAUUAAUUAGAGUAACAGCAAUUGGUACACAAGUUACAGAUCGGGUCGAAUAUAAAAUUUUAAAUGCCAAAGAGCCACCAUUAUUUCAACUUGAUCCAUGGAGUGGAGUCUUAACUAGUGUAGGAUAUCGAUUCGAUAGAGAAAAAACUCCUUAUUAUGUAGUUGUUAUUCAAGCAAAGGAUCAUCGCAUUCCAUCACGAACUGCACAAACAUUUGUCAAUAUUACUAUUGAAGAUCAAAAUGAUAAUUCUCCACAGUUCCUUAAAUCACCCUAUUAUCAAGUAAUCUAUCGAUACUGGAAUGUAGGAUAUCGAAUAAUUCGAUUGGAAACGUUCGAUCCUGAUCAGCAGUUUGAAUACAAGCAAAGAAAUUUAGCGAUUGUAUCUGGUAAUGAUAACGGCUUCUUUCAUCUCGAUUCUCAAAGUGGAAUUCUAUCUAUCCAAAGAGAUCUUACUUCAGCAUUGCCUAUGUAUCAGAUGAUAGUCCGUGUACAAGAUAAGAAUAAUACUAAUUUAUUUUCAACAAGUCGGCUACUCCUUCGAAUAACAAAUAACACCCAGCCAUUAUUUGAAUAUCCAGCUUACACAGCUAAUAUCAGGGAAGAUACCGCUAUUGGUACUACAAUACAACUCGUAAGAGCUCAAUCUAUUAAUAACAAUACUUUAACGUAUACAUUUGAAGAUACUGAUGAAUUAAAUCCGUUAAGUAUUGAUUCAGAUGGUCAUGUAACUCUAAAAAAUGAAGUUGACUAUGAAUUACAAUCCACAUAUAAUUUAUUCAUUCAAGCUAAUGAUCCAGUAACUCAAUUAACGACGGUUACCACACUCGAUCUACAUGUUAUUGAUAUCAAUGAUCAUGCUCCAAUUUUUCUGCAUAAAGUAUAUGAGAUUUCCAUUAAUGAAUCGUUACCUAUUGGGGUAAUUGUUUUACGCGUAACGGCAAUUGAUGCAGACGACGGCCAAAAUGGGAAUAUAACCUAUUCACUUGUAUCGUCUGCAUCAUCAUUACAAGAUCAGCAACUAUUAACUUCUCGAUUGCCAUUUGAAGUCGAUCCACUGACUGGUAUUAUAAAAGUAGCAGGACCUUUAGAUUAUGAACGGAAGAAAGAAUACGAGUUUGAAAUUAUCGCCCGGGAUUUCGGUCAAUCUCAGCGGCUUUCUGAUACUACUUUAGUUUUGGUUCAUAUUUUAAAUACCGAUGAUGAAGCUCCACAAUUUGAGCAAGUCGUCUACACCAGUCAAGUUGAUAUUAAAGCUAAUAUUGGACAAUUUAUAUUAUGUGUUCAAGCUUUCGAUGAAGACGAGAAUAGGCAAAUUACCUAUUCUAUUCAAUAUGGCAACUUUAAUUCAACGUUUCGUUUGGAUCCAUUAACCGGUGUAAUUUGGCUAAAUCGCUCAUUAGAGCAUCAUCGACCCCCACUCCCAACGUAUACUUUAAUUAUAGCAGCUACAGAUGGUCGUUUAAUUGGCCAAACCAGGGCAAUCGUUCGCGUCCUACAAAGAGCUGAGGAUCAUCAGCCUAUAUUUUCGCAAAAUCUAUAUCGAGGUUCAAUUGGAGAAAAUCUACCCAGUGAUACGUUGAUUACAACUGUCAUGGUCACCAAUCAAUAUAAUCAGUCCAUUGAUAUAGAGUACUAUUACAUUUUGGACGACUAUGCAAGGGAAUUGAUUACUAUUAAUCGACUGAACGGACAGUUAAGAAGUCGAAAAAUUUUUGAUCGAGAACUUCCGUUGCAGCAACGAAUUCAAUUUGCUUUAUAUGCUAAAACGUCUAGCUGUCGUAUCGCAUGGACGGAAGUUGAAAUUACUGUUUUGGAUGAAAAUGAUAAUCGACCAUUAUUUUUAUUGCGGCGUUUCCAAGGUUUAUUACCAGUUGGCAAUGGUACUGGUGCUAAAGUCGUCACUGUUAAAGCUUUAGAUCGUGAUAUUGACAAUAAUGCAAUGAUUCGAUAUCGAAUCGACACCUCUAGUGCUAAAGAUUUUUUCACCAUCGGUCGACGUUCCGGCAUUAUCAGGACAUUAGGCAAUAUUAAUUCUAUUAUGAGUUUCGAUUUUGUUGUACGGGCAACAGAUAUUGCUGAUACAAGAUUAUAUUCAACAACACAAGUGUCGAUCUCGAUGUAUGAUCCAAGCCAGAUGAAACCUGAAUUUCAGCAUGCAUCGUAUGAGUAUAGAAUUAGUGAGGAAACAUCAAUGAAAACGGUUAUAACCCAAUUAAAAGCGCAAUUUAGCAACGAUAGCAAUCGUAUUUUGUCGUAUAAUUUAGCCAACGGAAAUUGGUUAUCAACUAAUAGCCUGCAAAAUUUUACAUUAAUCAGCACAACUGGGCAAUUGGUUACUGAGACGCUAUUAGAUCGUGAGAUAGUGCAAACUUACAAUUUAUAUGCUGAAGCAUGGGCAUCACGUCAAGUACCGGCAUUAACUGAAAUUAAAAUUACCGUCUUAGAUAGUAAUGAUAAUGCACCCCAGUUUACAAGCCGUUCCUAUGUCAUAUGCAUGGCAGAAGAUGUCCCACUCCGUUAUCGAGUGAUUCAAGUUAAGGCUUCUGACGCAGAUUUAGGUGAUAAUGCAACAUUUCAUUACCAGUUUUCUCCUCCAACAUCAGACAUAAGUCAAUAUCGUCGAUUUUUUAUCGAUCCGCAGAAUGGUUGGAUAACUACUGAAGGACAAUUUGAUCGUGAACAACAAUCACGUUAUGAGUUAAGAAUAGAAGCACUAGAUCAUGGCCCGAUAAUACAGCGAUCAUCCUAUGUGAUAGUUACUAUUGAUAUUGCUGAUGUAGACGAUUCACCGAUACAGUUUAGCCAGCCUAGUUAUCGAGUUGAAGUUCGAGAAGAUGCAACAAUAGGGUCUAGCUUAUUGCAAUUACAAGUAAUCGAUAAUGAUUUAUACCAACGUCAUCAAGUUAACUAUUAUAUUAUACAAGGGGAUCGAAAAAGAUACUUUCAGUUAGAUGAGAAAUCUGGCCUGUUGACUUUGAAGAAGAAAAUUGAUCGUACAGUUCAGUUGGAUUACCAAUUAAAGGUGAUUGCAUCUAGUGGUCGCCAUUGGACAUCAACACAAGUUAAUAUCACUGCUGUAGAUAUCACAUCUUAUAUGCCAUCGUGCCGACGAGCUAACAUUAAGAUGACGUUACCUUAUCAUAUUGCUGUGGGAACACUCAUACUUACGAUCCAGCCUCAGGAUAUACAACGACAAUAUUACAGUAAUUAUACUUACACAAUAUAUGGUGGUAGUAAAGCGUUUCGAAUUGAUCCUCAUCGUGGCCAAAUUAGAACAUUAACUGAAUUUCAACGAUAUCAACCAAAUUAUGAUUUGAUUAUUAUAGCCACUAAAAGCCCUUCACAUAACCCGCCUUCAUGUCAUAUACAAUUGCAUGUUCAGUUUAGUAAUAUUGACAAUAAACCACCUAGGUUUAUAGCGACAAAAUAUCAGGCCACCCUUAAAAGCUACGCCCCUAUCAAUCAUUUGUUAUUACAGAUUAUGGCUAUUGAUAAUGAUGAAGGUCAAGCUGGUAAUUUAACUUAUGGACUGAUUGAUUCUGUAAAUGGAACAUUUGUGUUAGAUAGCCUAACAGGUCAAUUGUAUCUUGGAAAAUCGUUAAUGGAACGCCCAUCCUAUAAUUAUACGUUGCUUGCUAUUGCUAGUGAUCAUGGUGAGCCUAAAAUGUCGGCAACAACGAAAAUUAUUGUAUCAGUGUUCAACAUUCAAUCUUUAUUGCCUCAAUUUGAACUAGAUUAUUACAUGGGUAUUGUUUCUGAAGAUGCACUACCUGGUACAUGGAUUGCUAAUGUAAAAGCUAAUCCAGGAUACAAUCAACAUUAUCAUUAUGGACCGAUUAUGUAUACAAUUAUUCAACAGCAACCACUGCAGAAGGGUAACGUCUUUCAUAUAGAUGAAAAGACUGGAAAUGUUACAUUACAGCAACAUUUAGAUUAUGAAAAAGUACGAGAUUACAAUGUAACGAUUAAAUGUUAUUAUGAGGAUGAUGAAAUGUUGUAUGAUACUGCGACGUUAUUAAUUCAUAUCAAAGAUAAAAAUGAUAACCGGCCGCAAUUUUCCCGAUCAUCCUAUAUUGUCAAAAUGCAUAAAUUAACAUCAGCUGGUACACCAAUUGUUCGCCUUGUUGCAUAUGAUCGCGAUAGCCGUGAAAAUGCCAACAUACGUUACUCAAUUCUUACUCCAAAUCAAGAUUACUUUAAUAUGGAUUCUAAUACAGGUAUUAUAACGUUAGCUCGAGCGUUGGAUAAG
Messenger RNA from Trichoplax adhaerens, 6201 nucleotides. RefSeq lists its product as uncharacterized. Gene Ontology annotation, cellular component: plasma membrane. The transcript has a single exon. Gene Ontology annotation, biological process: homophilic cell-cell adhesion. Gene Ontology annotation, molecular function: calcium ion binding. The record is from RefSeq and is a predicted model, not a curated record. The annotation marks the transcript as partial. NCBI's taxonomy places the organism in Eukaryota, Metazoa, Placozoa, Uniplacotomia, Trichoplacea, Trichoplacidae.